This is a messenger RNA of Hypanus sabinus (Atlantic stingray), 1501 nucleotides long. RefSeq names its product aristaless related homeobox a (gene arxa). The transcript has 5 exons. The record is from RefSeq and is a predicted model, not a curated record. Gene Ontology annotation, molecular function: RNA polymerase II transcription regulatory region sequence-specific DNA binding; DNA-binding transcription factor activity, RNA polymerase II-specific. Lineage: Eukaryota; Metazoa; Chordata; Chondrichthyes; Myliobatiformes; Dasyatidae. Gene Ontology annotation, biological process: regulation of transcription by RNA polymerase II. The coding region runs from base 1 to 1449 and encodes 482 amino acids.
AUGACAUUAGUACCUCGAUCAGAUCAAGAGCGACCGCUGUACAUGUGGGAGAUUCGCAGCCUGCGGCAGCCCAGAAGCCAGGCUCGAACCAUGACAACCCAGUACAAGGAGGAGAUCUGCGAGAGACCCGAGUGCAAAAGUAAAUCCCCAACUUUGCUUUCUUCUUACUGCAUUGACAGUAUUCUGGGCAGGAGAAGCCCCUGUAAGAUUAGGUGUAUUGGAGCGCAGGCAUUGCCGCUUCUCACAGCCAGAAAUGACCCGGACCCAGCGAGUGAAGGAUCACCCAAGGAGAAUAUGUCGUUUGACACGGAGCUCCAUCUCCCUCCUAAAUUCCGAAGAUUGUACGGCCACGGAGGGAAAAUCCUGGACUCCCGAGGAUUUAAUGACAUUGGGAACGAGAAAUUAGAAAGAGAGCGGUCCUCCGAAGCAUUCCGCAUCGCCGAUCUGAAAAUCAGCCAGGCUCCGCAAGUCAGCAUCAGCCGAAGUAAAUCCUACAAAGAAAACUUCAGUUUGGCCAAAGCGCAGGGAGAGAGUGUACCCAAACUGCCCGGGUCCCCAGGCUUAGAACUGGUGGAGCCGGCCGACAAAUCGCUAGAGGGGGACGCGAAAGAGGACGCGGUUGAAAAUGACUUGUCCCCGAAGCUGGUGGAGGAAGCUCAGACGGACGUGGAUGUGAAGGAUAGCGAGGACAGCUUGUGUUUAUCAGCCGGCAGUGACUCUGAAGAAGGCAUGUUAAAAAGAAAACAGCGGCGGUAUAGGACUACAUUCACCAGCUAUCAGCUGGAAGAACUAGAGCGGGCUUUUCAGAAAACACACUACCCAGAUGUCUUUACCAGGGAGGAACUGGCGAUGCGGCUCGAUUUAACGGAAGCUCGGGUGCAAGUGUGGUUUCAGAACCGCAGAGCCAAAUGGCGAAAGCGAGAAAAAGCUGGAGCCCAGAACCAUCCCGGAGGCUUGCCGUUCCCCAGCCCGCUAGGAGCGGGCCAUCCGCUCGGACCUUACCUGGAUGGCGGUCCCUUCGGACACCACCCAAGCCUCGAGUCCGCCUGGUCAGCCGCCGCAGCAGCAGCAGCCGCAGCGGCCGCCUUCCCUGGGCUCCCGCCUCCACCGGGCUCGGCGGCUCUCUCGCCGAGCGGAGCUCCGCUCGGCCUUGGCACCUUCCUGGGAGCAGCCAUGUUCAGGCAUCCUUUCAUCACCCCGCAUUUCGGCAGGCUCUUCUCGACAGUAGGCCCGCUGACGGGAGCCUCUGCCCCUGCUCUGCUGAGGCAGUCGGCCGCGGGUGUUGAAGGGGGAGUACAAGCCGGCGCCCUCUCAGACCCCGCGGUAGCGGCCGCAGACAGACGAGCGUCCAGUAUCGCAGCACUCAGACUCAAAGCUAAGGAGCAUGCCGCCCAACUCACACAACUCAACAUCCUCCCCGCACCUUCCACUGGCAAAGAAGUGUGCUGAACCCGCACCAAGGAGCUCCACACAGGUUGUUUGUUGAGCAAGACCAAAUUCA